AUGGAAGUGAAUGAGCUGCUUAAAAAAGGUCACUUUAGGGAAUACUUGUCAGAUAAAACCCAUAAUCGCAUGGAUAGCGAGAGCGACAAGCAAAUAGCAAUUGCGAACGCCCUAGUUUUGCCUCCAAAACAUGAUCGAGUCAUCAAUGUUAUCUCUGGAGGAUCAGAGAUAAGUGGGAUAACUCACUCAGCUACGAAAAGAAACACUAGAGCUGUCAAGAACUCUCAAAACACUGGACUUGCUACGAAAGGCGAUACACCGUCAUACACCAUAACUUUUACGACUGAUGAGAGCAGUGUACCAACCCUGCAUCACGAUACUUUAGUCAUACAACUAACAUUGGCUAACUGUUUGAUGAAGAGGAUAUUAAUCGACAAUGGAAGCUCAACUAACAUCCUUUAUAUGCAAGCAUAUAAGGAGUUGGGUCUCGACGAAGGAGGGCUGACACGAAAAUCUAUUCCAUUAGUUGGGUUCAGCGGUGAGGUCAAGCAGAGUAUUAGCGAAGUGACGCUUCCAGUGUAUGGAGAGGGAGUUAACAAACACACUAAAUUUUUAGUAGUAGAUUGUGCUUCGGCUUAUAAUGCUAUUAUGGCAUGCCCCUGGAUUCACGACAUGGGAGCUAUUCCAUCGACUCUACACCAAACUAUCAAAUUUCCCACCCCAUGGGGAGUGAAAGAGAUAAGGCUACCGCUGGUACUUCACAGGGAAGAACCAGAGGUGGAACAGUUGGAUGAGAUGCCAUUACUCGAAGACGAUCCUAACAAGCGGGUGAACAUGAGUUCAAAACUAGCAGCCGACAUACAAAAGAGGUUUAUCGACUUCUUUUAA
Molecule: messenger RNA, 828 nt
Organism: Camelina sativa (false flax)
Lineage: Eukaryota; Viridiplantae; Streptophyta; Magnoliopsida; Brassicales; Brassicaceae
Source: RefSeq, a predicted model, not a curated record